Molecule: messenger RNA, 1587 nt
Organism: Drechmeria coniospora
Lineage: Eukaryota; Fungi; Ascomycota; Sordariomycetes; Hypocreales; Ophiocordycipitaceae
Exons: 1
Coding region: 1-1587 (528 amino acids)
Source: RefSeq, a predicted model, not a curated record
AUGUCGGCAGAUCUCUUUGCCGAGUUCAACAGCCUGUCGGACCCUCCGCCGCGGCCAGUGCAGGGACAGACGCAUGCGCAGCCGUAUCCCCAGCCUCAGAAGCCUGCGGCAGCAGCCGAUGGAGACGAAGACGGAUGGGGCGACUUUGUGAUCGCGGGAGCCACGGGACUGCCGGUUACAACGGCGGCGGCGCCUCUGCCCGCAAACUUCGAGUCACAGCAUGCGCCAAUGAGCAAGAGCAUCACCGGUCAGCCGACCGCUGCGUUCAUGACCGACGCCUUCGUCGAUAGUGCUGAAUCAAAUCCGUUACACUCGAGCUCAUCAUGGUCGCAGCCUCAGGCAAAGGCCAAACUUAACACGCAAGUGCAGGCAACACCAACUCGUGCGCCAAACGUGCUGUUCGAUGCCGAUGAUUUCGAGCUGCCCGCUGGCAGUGAUUGCCCCAGCGAGGAUGACAAGGAUGAUGACUUUGGGGAAUUUGAAGUCGUUCCUCCGCCUCCCUCGAAGCUACAGACAGAUCUCGGCCCCAUGCUAAACUCGGACCUCCCGUCAGCAAUGAGCCUUUUGGAUUUUGACGAGCCUCUGUCACCUUCCCGAGAGCCCAACCGGGGGAAGCCUUGGGAGAAAGCCACGGGGUCGUCCGUUUUUGUUUCUUCGCCAUCGAAUCCCACUCCAGCGCCGAAUCCAUCAUCACUUCAAACCCAAACAUGCCUCUUAGACGUCGCGGAUGCGGCCUCCAAGUCUCCCGGCGCCCAUGCGAAUAGCAAAGCCGAUUUGGCCGCCGCUUCUUGGUCCUCGGAUGCCGCUUGGCAUGAGGCGCAAAUGACCAAGCACGAUGAUGAUGACUGGGCAGCAUGGGACGACAUGCCCGCGGCCUCCGUCAACGCCAAGGAUAGCAAUGGCGCGGCCGACGCCGUCGAGGACGCCGUCGCAGCUUCCGACGACGACAAGCCUCCCCCUGUCAACGUGCCACCCCCUUCGGUCAUUCUCUCCGUGUUCCCCGACCUCUUCCGGUCCGGAAGCGCCUUGUUCGCGCCCGCGACGAGGCAGAGCACGUCCCUCAAGCAGCAGAUCCUCUCCAACCCCAAGGCAGUCCAGUUCCUUCAAGGUUACGUCCUCCUAGGCACGACGGCCGCACGGGUCAUGAGCGGUCGCAAGCUCAGGUGGCAUCGGGACAAACUAUUGGCCAAGAGCAUGACGAUUUCCACGGCGGGAAGCAAGGGCAUGAAACUCGCCGGCUUGGACAAGACGCAGUCUGCUCGUGAGGAUCGGGAAGCCACCGACGUCGCGGCGGCUUGGCGAGAUCACGUCGGUCGACUACGGUCCGCCGUGGCCAUUGCGAACGCGAGCGUCCAAGCAAGCAUCAAAAUCCCCGAGCUGAGCGAGCAGAUGACCGUUCAAACGGCCAAGUUGGUGCCCACGGCGCCCAAACCCUGCGUCAUAUGCGGCCUGAAACGAGACGAAAGGGUGGCCAGGGUGGACCACGAGGUGGAGGACAGCUUUGGGGAGUGGUGGGUUGAGCACUGGGGCCACAGAGCAUGCAAGAACUUCUGGAUCGAGCACGAGCCGCGGUUGCGCCAACGGUGA